AGGUGUCUGGAGUGUGGAGAGGACUUGAAAAACUCUGUGUUCAUGCUAUACUCUAGAGAGAGACACUUGACAGGACAGGAGUUGAGAAAAUAACUUCUUUCAGGACGUGAUUCAGUACGGUUCGUUCUCCUAAGCGCUUAGUUCUUGUGUGGCGAAUCAUUCACGAACGGAACAUCACUACUCUGGUUUCGGUCAAAGAGCAUUAGGACAGAACUCAGCCUACCUGUUACGUUUAGCAUGAUAACCAUAGACUGUAUGAUAACGGCACAAACAGCAGCAGCAGCACUAGGAAAGUUUGUCCGGAGCAACUCGUACUUUGAUGAACAUGGACUUGACGGCGGAGAGUCAUUCCAUUCCUCUGAGUGAUGGAAACAGCAUGCCUUUGAUAGGGCUGGGAACUUAUGCGGAUCCCCGCACGACCCCCAAAGAGACUGCAUUUGAAUGUGUCAAAGUGGCUAUUGAAACAGGGUACAGACACAUUGAUGGGGCUUUGGUCUACUUCAAUGAACAUGAGGUGGGACAAGCUAUAAGGGAGAAAAUUGCAGAUGGAACUGUAAAGAGAGAGGACAUCUUCUACUGUGGAAAGCUGUGGAACACAUUCCAUCCCCCAGAAUUGGUUAAACCUGCUUUGGAGAAAACUUUGAAGACAUUACAGUUGGAUUAUGUUGACCUCUAUAUUGUGGAAAUGCCAACAGCCUUCCAGCCAGGAGAUACAUUUUACCCCAGAGACGAGAAUGGGAAGUACAUUUAUCACAAGACAGAUCUCUGUGCGACAUGGGAGGCUCUGGAGGCUUGCAAAGAUGCUGGGCUGACCAAAUCUCUUGGCGUAUCCAACUUCAACAAGAGACAACUGGAGUUGAUCCUGAACAAACCCGGGCUGAAACACAAGCCUGUGUCAAACCAGGUUGAGAGCCAUCCCUAUUUCACUCAGCCAAAGUUGCUUGAGUACUGCCAGCAGAAAGAGAUUGUCAUUGUGGGAUACAGCCCGUUGGGGACCUCAAGAGAUCCAUCCUGGGUAAAUCUUAAAUGCCCCCCACUGUUGGAGGAUCACCUCCUGAAAUCAAUUGCCGCAAAAUAUAAAAAGACCACAGCCCAGGUGGCCUUGAGGUUCAAUGUGCAGAGGGGAGUAGCGGUCAUCCCCAAGAGUUUCAACCCUGUUCGCAUAAAGGAGAACUUCCAGAUAUUCGACUUCUGUCUGACUAAGGCUGAGAUGAAUGCGAUCGAGGGAUUAAACAAGAAUAUUCGAUUUGUGGAGCUUCUCAUGUGGUCUGAUCACCCAGAGUAUCCAUUUCAUGACGACUACUAGAUUCCUCAGAUGUCACAAUGUCACUUUGAUACUACACUUCGAAGACUUAUGUUAAAUAAAACGUUGGCUUGUUCACUUGU
Messenger RNA from Centropristis striata (black sea bass), 1386 nucleotides. Its product is annotated as aldo-keto reductase family 1 member D1-like. Gene Ontology annotation, biological process: bile acid biosynthetic process. Lineage: Eukaryota; Metazoa; Chordata; Actinopteri; Perciformes; Serranidae. Bases 320 to 1306 code for a protein of 328 amino acids. The transcript is spliced from 9 exons. The record is from RefSeq and is a predicted model, not a curated record. Gene Ontology annotation, molecular function: Delta4-3-oxosteroid 5beta-reductase activity; aldose reductase (NADPH) activity. Gene Ontology annotation, cellular component: cytosol.